Messenger RNA from Penicillium atrosanguineum, 1134 nucleotides. RefSeq lists its product as uncharacterized. NCBI's taxonomy places the organism in Eukaryota, Fungi, Ascomycota, Eurotiomycetes, Eurotiales, Aspergillaceae. The record is from RefSeq and is a predicted model, not a curated record. The transcript has a single exon. Bases 1 to 1134 code for a protein of 377 amino acids.
AUGAACCUUGACGCCGUCGUCCUGGUGACGGGAGCCACGGGAAGCUUGGGCUCACAUCUCGCCCAGAAGCUGGCCGAGGAUCCCAAGGUCGCGCGGGUGGUGUGCCUUAACCGCCGCAGCAGCAGCGUGCUCGCCGAAAAAAGGCAACAAGAAGCAUUUGCCAACCGUGGCAUUAAACUUCUUCCUAGUACCCGUGCCAAACUCCGCAUCUUUGAGACUGAUACCUCGAAAGCGCAACUGGGUCUUUCGCCGCUCGAUUACUCGUGGCUUGUCGAGCACGCCACUAAUAUUGUGCAUAAUGCUUGGCCCAUGAGUGGCACACGGCCUAUCAGUGCGUUUGAGCCGCAGCUCCAGGCUAUGCGCAACCUGCUGGACUUAGCUCGUGAGAUAGCGUCCCGAGAUGUUGACCCUCCGAGCCGCGUGGGCUUUCAAUUCGUCUCGUCUAUUGGAGUCGUAGGCUUCGCUGGCGAGUCGCGAGUCCUUGAGCACCGCGUGCCACUAUUUGCCACUCUUCUCAGCGGUUACGGCGAAGCCAAGUGGAUGUGUGAGCGCAUGCUCGAUGAAACACUGCAUAAGUACCCGCGUUCUUUUUGCCCCGGUCAAAUUUCAGGAUCAUCCACUAGUGGCUUCCGGAACCCCGUCGAGCACUUCGCUUUCUUAGUCAAGUCAGCCCAGUCGCUGCGUGCGUGGCCCGACCUGGAUGGUGUGCUGCAGUGGAUUCCUGUGGAUUAUUGUGCCGACAUCAUGGCCGACCUGUUGAAGAUUGGGUUGCGCGACAAAGCACCUGACGCUUAUCCUGUUUAUCACAUCGACAACCCCAUUGGCCAGCAAUGGAAAAGUAUGUCACCCGUGCUGGCUGAUGCGCUAGGUAUACCACCCCAAGCCAUUAUUCCCUUCAAGGGCUGGAUCUCGAGGGUCCGCCGGUCUCCUAUGCCUCUCGAGACAGAGAACCCAGCUGCUCGCCUAGUCGACUUCCUUGAUGACCAUUUUGAGCGCAUCUCGUGUGGCGGUCUAGUUCUAGAUACGAGUAAGACGCAAGAGCACUCCGAAACUAUGGCUAGUGCGGGCCCUGUGAGUCCUGAGGUGGCCCGUCUCUACGUGGCUGCUUGGAAGAAGAUGGAUUAUCUGAACUGA